GGGGAGUUGAUGAUCAAAUAAACAUCAACCCUGCCCCGCCUGUCUGCCUACGAUGGUACCAUAGUGCCCGUUAGCAGCGCGGUAGCUUCCACGACAAUAAGAAGAGCCAUGGACCCCGUCUUCCAACCAGUUUCCGUUCCUUCCCACCUUCAUCUUCAUCUUCAUUCCUGCUGCUUCAGACAACAACACCAUCGUUUCUUCUCGUUAUAUAUAUACAUACAUUCCUUCUUGGAUACUCACAUUCGCUGUCGUUCAUCAUCUACAUCACAGCAACUUCAUCAAAGCAUCAUAUAAUCUUAUUCUUCGGAGAUUCCGUAAGUUCAUUCACUCGCAACUCUUUCACCGUCAAUCAAUCGUCUUUAAGAACAUCCCAAUAAUCAAAAUGCAAUUCAGCACUCUCUUCCUCGCCGCUGCGGCAGCAACUCUUGCCAGCGCGGUCAAGUUGACCAACGCCGAUUUCGCCGUCACCGCCGGUUCUCCUUUCAACAUCACUUGGGCAGAUGCCGAAGGUCCCGUCACUCUUCUCCUCAAGAAUGGUCCAUCCACGUCCCUCACCACUGUCUCCACCAUCGGAAGUGGAUUGACUGGAACAUCUUACUCCUGGACUCCAUCAUCCAGUCUUGACUCCAGCCUCUAUGCCAUUGAGAUUCAAGAUUCCACCAACACACCAAACUACAGUCAACAAUUCCAGGUUUCAGGUGCUACUGCCGUUGCUUCAACCGUGACUGCUUCUUCUACAAGUGCUUCUUCCGCUUCAGGAUCUUCCACUUCAGGAUCUUCCACUUCUGGCACUUCCACCUCUGGCACUUCCACUGGUUCCUCGACCGGUUCCUCUUCCACUGCCUCUUCCACUUCUGAAUCUUCCACUUCUAACGGUACCUCAACUUCUGCUUCUUCUUCCCCUACUGCUAGCGGCAACAGCAGCACCACUCUCAGCGGUUCUAGCUCAGCUUCAAGAACCAGUUCAUCCUCAUCCAGAACUGCUUCAUCCAGCUCCACCGGUGGUACUUCUACAGCAACCUCGGCCCCAACCUCAGCAGCUGCUGAGUUUGCUUCCCCACUCGCAUUCAUCUUCCUUGCAUUUGCAGCUAUCGUCACCCUUAACUAAGAAUACUAUUUCCAAGUUAUGGAUGUAUGAUAUUUCACUUCGUACCCGAUUACUUUCGAUUUAAUUCAAGUUGUCGACAGUUUUAUUUUAAUUCCUAUAAUGUACUUUACGCAUGAACGAUGAUGGUUUGGAGGUUUAAUUUUUUGGGAUGGUUUCUUGGUGAAGAAUGGAAUGUUGCAUGAAUGGUAUGGUCAUGAGGAUUCUUGAUUCUUACCUUAUAUUGAAAAUACAUCAUGUAUGAUUGAUUCGAAAAGACAAUGUGUUUGAAAGGCGUUUAUUUUCGUCUUCGACAGUUGCGGAUUAUUGAGUUUUGAGAGAGAGUAGAGUUCAUACAGCGGCUAGAGAGAGUUGAGUUGUGAUUCGAGACUAUGGAUUUCGAAGACGAUAGAUUAAUGGAAUAGAAAUAUCCAUUCAUACAAACCAUGUUCUUCACUCA
Botrytis cinerea B05.10 is the source of this 1544-nucleotide messenger RNA. RefSeq lists its product as hypothetical. Bases 383 to 1108 code for a protein of 241 amino acids. The record is from RefSeq and is a predicted model, not a curated record. The transcript has 3 exons. NCBI's taxonomy places the organism in Eukaryota, Fungi, Ascomycota, Leotiomycetes, Helotiales, Sclerotiniaceae.